CUUCAUUUCAGAAGCGUUUCAUUUCGCCUCAAUUCCGAGACGCAUAGCAGAACCCCUACCCCCUCCUGCUUCUUUCUCUCUCUCUCCUUCCGACGUCGUCAUUUCACGUAUUUCUCUUCUUCUCUGAGCGUUGAUUGGGGUUUCAUGCAUCUCGAUGCUAUGGAUUCGUUGGAUCGUUUGCGCGUAGAGGGGCUGUUUGCUGCCUGCUCGGUGUGGGCAGAUUAGAGAAAAAUCGAUCGGUUCUUGCCCGGUGAUUUUUCGCGAUCUUUUAUGUGGAUUCAGAUGGCAGAAUCUGCGGUUUGAUCCGCUUGAAACUGGCAAAUCUCCACCAGAUUGAAUCUUGUGAGGUCUUCGUUCUCUUUCUUCAUCUUUUUCCAACAUAACUCUCUAUAACUCUGCAGUCAAAGCAAUGAAUAAACUUACUGUGGAGAUAGAAGACACUUUUGCGAGCGUUCUUGAGCUCGCGGCUAAUAACGAUGUGGACGGUUUCAAGCGAUCUAUUGAUCGAGAUCCUUUGGCCAUUGACGAGGUUGGGGACUGGUACGGUCGCAAGAAGGUGAUCGAGCAGCGAACUCCACUCAUGGUCGCCUCCACCUAUGGAAACCUUGAUGUGCUCGAGUUGAUUCUUAACCUCUCCUCUGAGAAUGUUAACCGAUGCUGUGGCCCAGACAAGACCACUGCCCUCCACUGUGCUGCUUCUGGUGGUUCUGUGAAUGCUGUGGAGGCAGUCAAAAUCCUUCUUUCGGCUGGAGCCGACCCUAACUGUGUAGAUGCCAUGGGCCAUAGACCAGCUGAUGUGAUUAUCGUCCCUCAUAAAAUGUCUAACGGGAAGGCUGCACUUGAAGAGCUUCUUGGAAGUUCUGAAGGCGCAGUCCGCGAGAUUCAUCGCCAAGGCCUUUGGGUUGCUACAUGCUCUUCGAACUCCAACUCUCCAUCACUUUCAUCAUCAGCAGAAGAGCAGGGGUCGCCUUCCUCUGAUUCAUCCUCCUCUCCAAUAGAUGCGAAAUUUCAAGAGCUCCCUGCCCUGCCGGAAAAGAAAGAGUAUCCUGUUGAUCCUUCCCUUCCUGAUAUCAAGAAUAGCAUGUAUGCUACAGAUGAGUUCCGGAUGUUCUCAUUCAAGGUCCGCCCUUGCUCAAGGGCUUACUCACAUGACUGGACUGAGUGCCCCUUUGUUCACCCAGGUGAGAAUGCCCGGAGGCGUGACCCUCGCAAGUUUCAUUAUAGCUGUGUUCCUUGCCCUGACUUUCGAAAAGGGGCAUGUAGGAGGGCAGAUAUGUGUGAGUAUGCGCAUGGGGUGUUUGAGUGUUGGCUUCACCCAGCGCAGUAUCGCACAAGAUUGUGUAAGGAUGGGACUAACUGUGCAAGAAGGGUUUGUUUUUUUGCUCACACUAAUGAAGAGCUUCGUCCUCUAUACAUGUCUACUGGGUCAGCUGUACCUUCACCUAGAUCAUCCGCCUCUGCUAUGGAGAUGGCUGCCAUGGGCCUCAUGCCAAGCUCUCCAUCUUCUGCUUCAGCAGUCAUCCCUUCUUUUACGCCUCCAUUGUCUCCUUCUGCCAACGGGAUCUCUCAUUCUUCAAUCAACUGGCCACAACCUAAUGUGCCUGCGCUGCACCUUCCUGGAAGCAAUCUUCAGUCAAGCAGGCUUAGAUCAUCUCUUAGUGCUAGAGACAUGCCAUUGGAUGACUACUUCAACCAGGAAUUAGAAGCCCACCAUUUGAUGAAUGAGCUAUAUAUCUCUCGAUUUGGCUCCUCCGCCGGCAAUAGAACAGUCCGGUCAAAGAACAUGACUGCUUCUAACCUUGAUGAUCUUUUUUCAGCUGAAAUUUCUUCCUCUCCCAGAUAUAACUCUGAACAGGGAGCUAUUUUCUCUCCAUCACAUAAGACUGCUAUCCUUAAUCAGUUUCAGCAACAGCAGCAGAGCCUCCUUUCACCUAUAAAUACAAAUACUGGGAUGUUCUCUCCAAAAGCUUUGGAUCAACAGCUACCUGGACACUCCUCUUUCUUGCAGGCCUCUCUAGGUUUAUCUUCGCCUGGAAGGAUGUCACCAAGAAACAUGGAGCCUGUGUCCCCAUUGAGUUCUCGCCAUGCUUCAUAUGUUCAGCAUGAGAAGCAACAGCAGCAAACUCUCAGAAGCCUUAGCUCCCGGGAUUUGGGGGCUGGAGCAAAGGCAGUUGUUGGCUCACUAUUGAGUUCAUCAUUGUCCAAGUGGAGUUCACCAUCCGGGAUGCUUGAUUGGGGUGUCAAUGGUGAAGAGCUCGGUAGGCUUAAGCGAUCAUCUUCUUUCGAGCUUCGUUCCAGCAGCGAAGAACCUGAUGUCUCUUGGGUUAACUCACUGGUGAAAGAAUCUACACCAGAGAAGGCAGCGGCCAUGAAUUCUUUUGUGGGAGAAGCUGAUGGCGGUUAUGAUGAUGGUGCAAUUGGGGCAUGGCUGGAAUAAAUGGUCAACUGAAAGUCUUGACAUGCCAACUUCUACUCUCCUGCAACUUGAUGAGUUUCUACUACUACUACAAGUAUUCGAAUUAGUACGUAAUUUUUUUGGCUGGAAGUGGUCGGGGCAGUUAAAUUGGGGUUGGUUUUAAACUUUGAAGAUUCAUUUUCCCGAAAUGAUUUGUUUUUUACUUGAAGAGUAUGUUAGAAAGGUUACAGAAGUUGGUGAGUAAAUCUCUGUCUGGGUCCAUUAACGGGACUUUCCAGGACAGUUACCCUCUUGUUUGAUAUAUUUUUUUCUCCGUUUUGCUCAACCUUCAUGAAGAAAAAUCCUACAUUUCUUUGAAUUUUAAACCUGUUUAGCCUUGAUGUUUCCUCUUUUGACCAUGUCAUCCUUUCAAACAUGACGUGCCGUUGGGUUCAAUAAGCGUUGGUUACUUUCCAAUGAGUGUCCUUCAUGAUUCAACCUCUAGAAGUAAGUUUCAUUUUUUUUAAUGAAAAUGUCUGUAUUAUGUACAAUCAAAGCCAACUUUCUUAUUAUGUUUAACAUCAGCAUUCUUUUUA
This is a messenger RNA of Dendrobium catenatum, 2991 nucleotides long. RefSeq names its product zinc finger CCCH domain-containing protein 24. Gene Ontology annotation, molecular function: protein binding; metal ion binding. The coding region runs from base 410 to 2437 and encodes 675 amino acids. The transcript is spliced from 2 exons. NCBI's taxonomy places the organism in Eukaryota, Viridiplantae, Streptophyta, Magnoliopsida, Asparagales, Orchidaceae. The record is from RefSeq and is a predicted model, not a curated record.